AUGUUCGCGGGACGUACGAAGGCGACCAAGGCCCUGAAUUGGAAGCGGACAGUGAAACUAUCCUCCAACGGAGUCGCUCUGUGUGCUAUGCUUUACAGUAUUCAUGACGUAACUGCGCGGGGUGGCCACAUCUUGAUCACGACCACCAACGUCAUCAAGCAGCUGGAUAACGCUCUCCUAUGCCCAGGGCGCAUUGAUAUGGAAACUGACUUCGGCUAUGGCUGUUCAGGGACAUUUCGCACGUCCUUCACGCAGCCGCCACCAGGGACGCCCUGGGUGUUCUACGCACUAGAGGACAGUUUCGCCCACAUUCCUUGCCAACUUGUGCGGAGUAGACGUCAGAUUAUAUCGUUCAUCCAUCGGCUAUAUUCGCAAAGAUUGUCACUCCUUCUCGGUACCGUGCAGCAGAGGUUCAGACUUUAUUUUGACAGUACAGAAAUCGUCCUAUAG
This is a messenger RNA of Aspergillus welwitschiae, 450 nucleotides long. RefSeq lists its product as uncharacterized. Bases 1 to 450 code for a protein of 149 amino acids. The transcript has a single exon. The record is from RefSeq and is a predicted model, not a curated record. NCBI's taxonomy places the organism in Eukaryota, Fungi, Ascomycota, Eurotiomycetes, Eurotiales, Aspergillaceae.